GAAUGUCUCAUGGAGGAGUUUUGGAUGCGUCUGUGAACAUCCACAGGUAGUUACACAGUCUGCUUCGCCGACUCCACUUCUGCAUUUUUCUUGCAGAAGCAUAUCAUCGAUACGGACUCGAUUCUUUUGGUUUUUGUCUAUUCUAAGUAAUGCGCUGAGCCGGAUACUUGCAUGCACAUUUUUUUGCAAAACACCGCGGACUGUGCAAUAACAUAUAGGCUAACGAUGCUUGUUUGUACUCCUUUGCAUUAAGUUUUCGACAAAUCAGAAUAACGCUUGGAUUUUAUUGCAAGUUUGGAUGUGAAGGCGAAAGCGGAAUACAAUGGCAAGCGAGCUGAAGCCUCGGUUGUGUGUGAUGAAGAAAGGAGAGAACGGCUACGGGUUUCAUCUGCACGGAGAGAAAGGAAAAACCGGACAGUACAUACGGAAAGUGGAGCGCGCGUCCCCGGCGGAGGCGUCGGGACUGCGCGCGGGUGACCGUGUGGUGGAGGUGAACGGCGAGAACGCGGAGCGAGAGACACACCAUCAGGUACAUCACACACCUGUGCUCCACCCUCACAAGAGCUCAGGUACAUCACACACCUGUGCUCCACCCUCACAAGAGCUCAGUCUCCUCCUUGCUCUGAUCUGUGCACUUCCUGUGUUUCCUGCUGGGGGUGAAAGGCCCGUGUCGGAGGUUCAGCCCUCAUCGGAGUCCUCGACCCGGGACCCGUCUGAGCUUCUGCCGAGGCUGUGUCAUCUGGUGCGGUCUGAGACUGGUUACGGCUUUAAUCUCCACAGCGAGAGGUCCAGACCGGGUCAGUACAUACGAGCUCUGGACCCCAGCUCGCCCGCUGACCGCGCAGGACUCAAACCUCAGGACAGACUCAUAGAGUUCUCGAGGGAAAGCAGCAGUCAUCUUCUCGACCCGUUUGAAGAAACAGGUCUAUGUCUGAGCCCCACUGCGGCGGAGGCUAAAGAGAAAGCCCACGCCAAGCGCACCAGAAAGAGAGCGCCCCAGAUGGACUGGAACAAGAAGCAUGAGAUCUUUAGCAAUUUCUGAGUCUUCCUCCCAGAGCCCCGGACACGUGACUGCUUUUGAUGAAAAAGAGGCACCUAUUUUUGUAGAAAAUGAAAACUUGAAGCAUAAAAAGUUGAAAAACACACCCAGAGGGGAUGAUAUGAGUUACGUCUUAUGAAUG
Sinocyclocheilus grahami is the source of this 1181-nucleotide messenger RNA. Its product is annotated as Na(+)/H(+) exchange regulatory cofactor NHE-RF2-like. Gene Ontology annotation, biological process: protein localization to plasma membrane. Gene Ontology annotation, cellular component: apical plasma membrane. NCBI's taxonomy places the organism in Eukaryota, Metazoa, Chordata, Actinopteri, Cypriniformes, Cyprinidae. The record is from RefSeq and is a predicted model, not a curated record. Gene Ontology annotation, molecular function: protein-membrane adaptor activity; signaling receptor binding. Bases 323 to 1042 code for a protein of 239 amino acids. The transcript is spliced from 4 exons.